Messenger RNA from Scheffersomyces amazonensis, 592 nucleotides. It is a transcript of the gene RPC10, whose product is annotated as DNA-directed RNA polymerase core subunit. NCBI's taxonomy places the organism in Eukaryota, Fungi, Ascomycota, Pichiomycetes, Serinales, Debaryomycetaceae. The transcript has a single exon. Gene Ontology annotation, cellular component: RNA polymerase II, core complex; RNA polymerase III complex; RNA polymerase I complex. The record is from RefSeq and is a predicted model, not a curated record. Bases 126 to 347 code for a protein of 73 amino acids. Gene Ontology annotation, biological process: DNA-templated transcription. Gene Ontology annotation, molecular function: DNA binding; zinc ion binding.
GGCCGAAAACAUAAAUUUUCAUCAUCACAAAAUUUGAGAAAAUCUUUACUAUUAGUAAUUGUAGGGUUUAUCUUCAUUCAAGGAACAUUUGAAUCCCUUAAUAAGCGACUCAGUUGUAAUCAAUCAUGGCAUCUCCUCAAAGAGAAGGUUUUACCGUUCCAACCUCCAUUUCGCACGCUGCUCUUGGGCAAGUAACCACCAAGUCUUUAGGUGUUAAAUAUAAUUGUGCUCAAUGUGCUUCUUCCUUUUCAUUAGGUAAGAAUGAUGCUAUUAGAUGUAAAGAUUGUGGUCACAGAGUCAUUUAUAAAGCCAGAACUAGAAGAAUGGUUCAAUUUGAAGCUCGUUAAGUACCUUUCAAUCUAAAGUAUUAUAAAUCACAUUGGAUCUGUUUCCUACAAUAAUGAAAAUAACAAAAAAGUGAAACAACAACGUCUAACUUGUAACAUAUUAUAUCACGGGCCAUUACUAUAUACUAUAUAUUAUUGGCUCCCAAAGACCUAAAAUUAAUUUAUCUUUUUGGGCCACAUAAAUGAGGUUGUAUGAUAUCUAUAGAAUCCCAUUAAUUUUCAAUGUACAUUAUUUUUUUAAUGAU